UCGCCUCGCUAGGCAGGGGUCUAUACCUCAGCUUCUCCCUCUCGCUUGUUCUGUUUAGUUCCCCGUGAGGCGGGUUGGAUUUUUUUUUUUUUCCUCUCACGGAACGUGCACCAGAGCUUCUGCCGCGCUCUAGCUUCGGGGUUCCCCCCCCCCCACCCGCCUGAGGUUUGGGUGCCGCUGAGGAGAGGAAGGGAGGAACUCGAGCCGGCGCUUUAGGCCGUCGCCCGGCAUUGGAGCUUUGGCGGUUGCUCGGCUUAACUGAAUCCUUCGGCUUUCGAACGGCGCCGCUCCCAAGAGCCUGGGCCGGAACGGGUCGAGCGCUGUGGGCGAGCCGGGAGCGAGCGCCGAAGCGCGCCCGCCGCUCUGCUAGGCAGUUGGACGCGGGCCGCGCGGUCUCUGCGGACGCGAGUCCUGAGAUUGGAGGAUGAACAAUCUUUCAUUUAGUGAACUCUGCUGCCUAUUCUGUUGCCCACCAUGUCCAGGAAAAAUAGCUUCCAAACUGGCAUUUUUGCCCCCAGAUCCCACCUAUACACUCAUGUGUGAUGAAAGUGGGAGUCGUUGGACUCUACAUCUUUCUGAUCGAGCAGACUGGCAAUACUCUUCUAGAGAAAAAGAUGCUAUUGAAUGUUUCAUGACUAGAACCAGCAAAGGUAACAGGAUUGCCUGUAUGUUUGUGCGUUGUUCCCCUAACGCCAAGUAUACUUUACUUUUCUCGCAUGGGAAUGCUGUUGAUUUAGGUCAGAUGAGCAGCUUUUACAUAGGACUUGGUUCACGGAUUAAUUGCAACAUAUUUUCAUAUGAUUAUUCUGGAUAUGGAGCAAGUUCUGGAAAACCAACAGAGAAGAAUUUGUACGCUGACAUUGAUGCUGCUUGGGUAGCUCUUAGAACAAGAUAUGGAAUUCGCCCUGAAAAUGUGAUUAUAUAUGGCCAGAGCAUAGGAACUGUGCCAUCUGUGGAUCUUGCUGCUCGUUAUGAAAGUGCUGCUGUAAUUCUUCAUUCUCCUCUGACCUCAGGAAUGAGAGUAGCUUUUCCUGACAUAAAGAAGACAUACUGUUUUGAUGCAUUCCCAAAUAUUGACAAGAUAUCUAAAAUAACUUCUCCGGUGUUAAUAAUCCAUGGGACUGAAGAUGAAGUGAUUGACUUUUCACAUGGCCUAGCAUUAUUUGAGCGUUGCCAAAGACCUGUGGAACCAUUGUGGCUUGAAGGGGCAGGACAUAAUGAUGUGGAACUUUACGUACAGUAUCUUGAAAGAUUAAAACAGUUUGUAUCACAGGAACUGGUGAAUUUGUAAACUGUUUUGUUUAGUUACUUGUUGAAAUUCAUUGCUGAACUCCAGAUCUUAAUAGCCACAACAUAAAACCUGAUGGUUUUGUUUUCAAAUCAGGUCAGUUGCCUUCAUAAAUGUACAGGUAAAAUGAUUUGUAAACAUAAUUAAUGAAGGUUUUAAUGCCAGUAUUAACUGGAAUUGUAGAUGAUGGAACAAAACCUGUGUAGUUUAUAUAUUUUGUGCAAGUUUUCUUAUGUACAUAAGUCAAUUUGCAAAUCUUUUUAAGAUGUACAAAAGUCUUAGAAGGAAGUAAAAUUUUAAUUAUGUAAAUUCUGAUGCUGUAAACGUGUUGCCAAAUGCUUUAGCAUAUCCCAAACAAGUUUAUAUACAAUAUUUUUAAAACAUCUCAAAAUGUGACAUGUUCUGUUGCACAGGUAUAAUUGAAGCAGUUAUAAAAUACAAAUAACCAUUGCAUUUGAAGGAAUAAAAAAGAAUGAAGACAACCACUUGAAUUUUACAGGCCUUAUUAUAGGGAGCAAAUCAAAAUAAGUAUUUUAUUACCUUGUCUUCUUCUCAAUGUUUUUCUUUUCUUAACUGAUUAAUGGCCAAAAAUGCUGUUUUCAAAGCACUGCUCUAUUAAUAAGGCCAAUAGAAACAGAAUAAGGAACCGAUAUCGGCAAGUAAUCUAAGGAACUUUAUAUACAGCUAUUUUAAAAUAAUCAUGUAAAAAUCUUCCAAAAAAUCUAAUCUUGAUUUGAGUUUUUAUAUAGACAAACAUACAAACUUACAGACUUAGUUGACACUUUGAUUUGAAUGUUUUACUAGAAUUGUUUCAAUUAUUAUGAAAAGUUUACUAAUGUACUCCUCUACAGUAAAACAAAUGUUGACAACUCAUCAUAAAAUAAGCUGCCUUUCCCUAGAAUACAUUUUUGCUUGAAUAAAAUUAAAAUAUAGCCUGACUUGUAAGCAAAAUAAUAUUCAAAUACACACUGUGUUUCUAAUUUUAAAGCCUUAUGUAGUUAACCUAUUCUGCUUAUUCUUGUGAUUGUCUGAGAAUAUUGUAUGAUGUAUUGUAAAUGCUUAGAUUCUGAUGUGUUUAACUCUUAAGAAAAAUUCUACAAUUCUGAAGUGUUUGUGCAAAACAUAAACUGUUCCUGAUUAGUUCUUUCUCUCUGAAUACAGUAAGAGAGCACAAUUUCUGAUGUGACUAAAACAUCUUGCUAAAAUCUAAUGAUUCCUAAAACCUGGAUCGAUUUCUUGUUGCCAGAGCUUUACUACUUAUAGCAUCCACUUAGGGGAUAGAAGACAUUUGACAAGUGUAUGCUCCCAUUUUGAGCAAGCCAUUGUGGCUUCUGAUUAAAUUGCUUUUUUGAUUUUAUAAAUGAAGGAGUUAAUAUAUUAAAUAUAUAAGGCAAACUGUGAGUUGUCACAAUAGCUAGCAAAUGUUUGUCAGUUACAGUGUUAGAACUAGGAAAUGUAAUGAUUCAAUCCAUACCAUUUAAAAAUAAUAUUUCAAUUAAUUUUAAUAUGUUUAAUAUGCCUAAGCCAACCUUCAUGAAGUCUUUGUAUCCCAUGGCAAUUUGAUCAUGCAGAGAUUGAAUCCAAGAAAAUUUGCAACCAGUUCUUUAUUUGAGAUGCUGUUUUACCAGUAUAGUUUAAAGGAAAUCUGUUAUUGAUAUAUUUAAAAAUACAUACCUUCUCCAGUUAAGAGUGAUGAUGCACUAGCGAUUGGAUUCAGUUUUAGUUAUUAGUCCCAUAGACUUAAUGACUUCAUUGGGUAUAUUCCAAAAUCAAUAAAAUCUCAAAUGAUUUGAGCUUCAACAUUGAUCCUAAAAAGAAAAUCAAUUACUUUUUGGUAGUUUAACUUUUUGA
Molecule: messenger RNA, 3139 nt
Organism: Pseudonaja textilis
Lineage: Eukaryota; Metazoa; Chordata; Lepidosauria; Squamata; Elapidae
Gene: ABHD17B
Product: abhydrolase domain containing 17B, depalmitoylase
Biological process (GO): protein depalmitoylation; regulation of postsynapse organization
Cellular component (GO): endosome membrane; plasma membrane
Molecular function (GO): palmitoyl-(protein) hydrolase activity
Source: RefSeq, a predicted model, not a curated record